This is a messenger RNA of Marmota flaviventris (yellow-bellied marmot), 1770 nucleotides long. RefSeq names its product solute carrier family 17 member 8 (gene Slc17a8). The record is from RefSeq and is a predicted model, not a curated record. Gene Ontology annotation, biological process: neurotransmitter loading into synaptic vesicle; regulation of synapse structure or activity; transmembrane transport. Gene Ontology annotation, molecular function: neurotransmitter transmembrane transporter activity; L-glutamate transmembrane transporter activity. Gene Ontology annotation, cellular component: synaptic vesicle membrane; excitatory synapse. NCBI's taxonomy places the organism in Eukaryota, Metazoa, Chordata, Mammalia, Rodentia, Sciuridae.
AUGCCUUUUAAAGUAUUUGAUACCUUCAAAGAAAAAAUUUUGAAACCUGGAAAGGAAGGAGUGAAGAAUGCUGUGGGAGAUUCGCUGGGGAUUUUACAAAGAAAAAUUGAUGGGACCAAUGAGGAAGAAGAUAACAUUGAACUGAAUGAAGAAGGCAGGCCCGUGCAGGCAUCCAGGCCACGCCCUCCGCUCUGUGACUGCCAUUGCUGUGGCAUCCCUAAGCGUUACAUCAUCGCCAUCAUGAGUGGGCUGGGAUUCUGCAUCUCCUUUGGGAUUCGGUGUAAUCUUGGAGUUGCCAUUGUAGAAAUGGUCAACAACAGCACUGUAUAUGUGGAUGGAAAACCAGAAAUACAGAUGGCACAGUUUAACUGGGAUCCAGAGACAGUGGGCCUUAUCCAUGGAUCUUUUUUCUGGGGUUAUAUUGUGACACAAAUUCCUGGCGGGUUCAUUUCAAACAAGUUUGCAGCUAACAGGGUUUUUGGAGCUGCCAUCUUCUUAACAUCAACUUUGAACAUGUUCAUUCCUUCUGCGGCCAGAGUGCACUACGGCUGUGUCAUGUGUGUCAGAAUUUUGCAGGGUCUAGUGGAGGGUGUGACCUACCCAGCCUGCCAUGGGAUGUGGAGCAAGUGGGCACCACCUUUGGAGAGAAGUCGGCUGGCCACUACUUCCUUUUGUGGCUCCUAUGCGGGUGCAGUGAUUGCCAUGCCUCUGGCUGGGGUAUUGGUGCAGUACAUUGGAUGGGCCUCUGUCUUUUAUAUUUAUGGUAUGCUUGGAAUUAUCUGGUACAUGUUCUGGCUGUUGCAGGCCUAUGAGUGCCCUGCAGCUCACCCCACAAUAUCCAAUGAGGAGAAGACAUAUAUAGAGACAAGCAUUGGAGAAGGUGCCAACUUGGCCAGUCUAAAUAAAUUUAAUACACCAUGGAAAAGAUUUUUCACAUCAUUGCCGGUUUAUGCAAUCAUUGUGGCAAAUUUUUGUAGAAGCUGGACCUUUUAUCUACUCUUAAUAAGUCAGCCUGCUUAUUUUGAAGAGGUCUUUGGAUUUGCAAUAAGUAAGGUGGGUCUCUUGUCGGCAGUCCCACACAUGGUGAUGACAAUCGUUGUGCCUAUUGGAGGGCAAUUGGCUGAUUAUUUAAGAAGCAGGAAAAUUUUGACCACAACUGCUGUCAGAAAGAUCAUGAACUGUGGAGGUUUUGGCAUGGAGGCAACCUUGCUCCUGGUGGUUGGCUUUUCCCACACCAAAGGGGUGGCUAUCUCCUUUCUGGUGCUUGCUGUAGGAUUUAGUGGCUUUGCCAUUUCAGGUUUUAACGUCAACCACCUCGACAUUGCUCCCCGCUAUGCCAGCAUUCUCAUGGGGAUCUCAAAUGGAGUGGGAACCCUCUCUGGAAUGGUCUGUCCCCUCAUUGUUGGUGCAAUGACCAAGCACAAGACCCGGGAGGAGUGGCAGAAUGUGUUCCUCAUCGCUGCACUGGUGCACUAUAGUGGUGUGAUCUUCUAUGGCAUCUUUGCUUCUGGGGAGAAACAGGAUUGGGCUGACCCAGAGUCUCUCUGUGAGGAGAAAUGUGGAAUCAUUGACCAAGAUGAAUUAGCUGAGGAGACAGAACUCAACCACGAGACUUUUGUGAGUCCCAGAAAGAAGAUAUCUUAUGGCGCCACCACUCAAAAUUGUGAAUUCCAGAAGAAGGAACACAGAGGACAGAGAGAUAUGACCCUCGAGGAGGGAGAACUGACGUCCUAUCAGAACGACGAGGGAAACUUCUCAGAUAUAUCCUAA